Aspergillus campestris IBT 28561 is the source of this 963-nucleotide messenger RNA. Its product is annotated as endo-1,4-beta-xylanase. Gene Ontology annotation, biological process: carbohydrate metabolic process. Bases 1 to 963 code for a protein of 320 amino acids. The transcript is spliced from 11 exons. NCBI's taxonomy places the organism in Eukaryota, Fungi, Ascomycota, Eurotiomycetes, Eurotiales, Aspergillaceae. Gene Ontology annotation, molecular function: hydrolase activity, hydrolyzing O-glycosyl compounds. The record is from RefSeq and is a predicted model, not a curated record.
AUGGUCUACCUCAAGGCUCUCACGGGCAGUGCCCUCUUCGCCUCUCUGGCUGCUUCGUCCGUCAUCGGCGCUCGCCAGGGAACUCCUUCCCUCAAUGACGUCCUGGUGGGCAAGGGGAAGAAGUAUGUGGGAACUUGCGCCGACGGAGCCCUGCUGACGAGCGCCGAAAACGAGCCCAUCCUCAAGGCCAACUUCGGACAGUUGACCGCCGAGAACAGCAUGAAGUGGGAUGCCACUGAGCCGAGCCAAGGUGCCUUCAACUUUGAUGGCGGUGAUGCUCUGAUGGAGUACGCGACUGCGAACGAGAAGCUCGUCCGCGGCCACACUCUCGUUUGGCACUCGCAGCUCCCUGCGUGGGUUGACGCCAUCGGCGACAAGGAGACCCUGACCCAGGUGAUCAAGGAUCACGUCACGGCCGUGAUGGAGCACUACAAGGGCAAGAUCUAUGCUUGGGAUGUCGUCAACGAGAUCUUUGCUGAGGAGGGCGGGCUCCGUGACAGCGUCUUCUCCCGUGUCCUGGGCGAGGACUUUGUCCGCAUCGCGUUCGAGACGGCGCGUGAGGUGGACCCCGAUGCCAAGCUAUACAUCAACGAUUAUAACUUGGACUCGGCGGAUUACGCCAAGACGCAGGGCAUGGUCGAAUCCGUGAAGAAGUGGCUGGAUGCCGGUGUGCCCAUUGAUGGCAUUGGCUCUCAAAGCCAUCUGAGCGCCGAAGGAUUUGCUCUGGAGGCUCUUGCCAGCACCGGUGUCUCCGAAGUGGCCAUCACCGAGCUUGACAUUGCGGGAGCCGCCCCCGACGCCUAUGUCAACGCCUUCAACGCCUGUCUCGAGAUCGAGACCUGUGUCGGUAUUACCGUCUGGGGAGUCUCUGACAAGGAUUCGUGGCGGGCGGAUGAGAGCCCCCUGCUCUUCGACGCCAGCUACCAGCCCAAGGAGGCAUACAAUGCGCUGAUCGCUUUGUAA